This is a messenger RNA of Lodderomyces beijingensis, 984 nucleotides long. The record is from the annotation of a GenBank genome assembly. NCBI's taxonomy places the organism in Eukaryota, Fungi, Ascomycota, Pichiomycetes, Serinales, Debaryomycetaceae.
AUGCUGAGUUUCAUUUUCAAGUGGGUGUUGAAUCGUCUUAUUCGGGACAAUCAAUGGAACAAGUUUGGGGUUGAAGACCCCUACUACGAGGAUGUUCUCGUUGACGUCAAGAAAAACGGCGAGAAAAAGUACAAGCGUAUUAAAAGAAAGGACCCCGAGGGGAUUUCAAACCAUGAUAGUCAGAUUCUUCAGGAGUUUAGAAAGAGGGCUUAUCGAUACGACUAUUGGUUCAAAAUCUUUGGGGUGCAGUUUGGAUGGGCCAAUAUCGUCAGCGUUGUUCCCGUGGUUGGAACCGUAAUCCAAACAUAUUGGUCGUUGAGCUUGCUUUGGCUUGCAAGGAAAAUCGAAGAUGGGUUCCCGUUGGAUUUGCAGCUCUUGUUUUUAUUGAACAUUGCCAUUGACUUUGGGUUGGGGUUGAUACCCGUUGUUGGUAGUAUCGUGGAAAUUGGAUACAAGGCGAACUCGAGAAACUUUUUGUUGUUGGAAAAACACCUUGUACGUGUUGGAGAAAAGAACAUGGGCAUAAUCGCAAAGGAGGAAGUGAGGCCCGGCUUUAUCAACGAUAAGGUGCUGCCCUAUGUCGACGAAACAUACCAUGAAAGAAUCGUGCCAUUUGUUGAUGACACGUUGAAGCCGGGAGCAAUCAAAGCUGGUGAGCAGAUGUGGGAAGCCGGCGGCCAAGUGUUGGACUUGUUACAACGCAAAUCGAAAACUCGCACUUCGUCUUCGGGACUGUCGACUAAGGGAGGCGCCUCAGGUGGCUCGACCACUCAAACUAGCAACACUACAGUGACCGCGUCUGCAGUCCCCAGAACAGACUCACCGGUGGCUGACAAGUCCAAUCGUGAUUAUCUCAAUGACGACUCAAGAUCCAUCAGAAGUAUAAAGACACUUACUGAAAACAACGGGAAGUCAGGAAAGAGCCAGGACAAGGACAAGGACGUUUCGCUGAAAUCCUCGUUGCUGCACCACGACAUCAACUAG